AUGAAAGUUUCUAUGAACGCGUCGCUAGUGCGUGAGUAUAACGGGGACGACAAGAACAACAUCAUCGUGGAUAUCGAGGGUCAGGGCCCCAUUCCGUUCUCCCUGUCGCGGUGGAACCAAGGGGAUUUCGCGCCGCGGCUCGCUCCCAGGCAUCCGUACUCGCAGACGAAUCUCGGCAUUCCCGGGGGAAAGGAUGGUUACCAGUCGGAUAACCCGAUGGAAUUCGCACUUCAGGCUUGGCGUCCGAGCCUGGAUAAGGGUGUGGUGCUCGGAUCGGUGGCUCAAAACGGGCAGCAGUGGAACGACGGCGCGCCGUUUUUCUAUGGCACUGUGUCAUGCAUAUACGACUCACACGGUUACGGUUACAGCAUGACCACAGGGGAGUUUGGCAAUGACAAUCCCAACAUUGACAUCGCUAUUGGGAAGGCAGGAGAGGAGGACGAGGGUGUGAUUGACGUCUCAAUCGCAUGGUUUCCUUACCACCAAGGCUGGACCGCUGGGUACGUGGAUGCUCCUUCGCAGCUGGAGAAGGGAGCAGAGGCGAAAUGGGCCACCAACGCAUCUUAUUCGCCCAACCUCCCCGCCGAUCUCUCCCGCAUUAUGCGGUGGGACGGCCGGGGAGCCAGUCUGGAGCUGCCAGGUGUCAACCCGUCAGUGGACGGCAUGCUCUUCCUCACCUCUACGGACCCGGGCCGAUGGAGCAACGAGCUGAACAUCAUGAGCACAUAUGUCAAGCGCAAUGGCCGCGGGUGGCGCAUUCAGGCACGAGAAGACGCAUUUGGGGAUGUGACAGAGCUGGUGGAGAGCCAGGAGCACAUGUUUGCAUUCCUCUACAUCCCCUUCUCCGCCACUGGCAUUAUAGGAGCCACGAUAGCAGCGGAUGGGUCAGUGGUGCGUGGAGCAGGAGUGUUUUCGUGCAGGAGGCUGGGCCUUGGGAUGUACGAGAUCAGCAUUAACAACGAGCACAAGACGCACAAGGACGGCAUCCUCCUAUUGCAAGUGAUGGGGAGGGACGACAGCAACAGGCGCUAUGCUCGUCACGCCUUCCUCUCUUACAACUUCACGGCUCAGGGGUCGAUGCUGGUGGAAUCCCAUCGCCUUGUGAAACAACCCGCGGAGAUGUUUAAGGAAACCUUUCCGUACACUGAUACAGACUUUGCCUUCGUGUGGGUUGAUUUCCGCAACCCUCUCAGCCCCACGCUCCGCUCCUACACCGGUCCCCUCCCACCUCGGCUCUCCGGUUACCGCUUCUGGAGCGGAAUUGUUACGGGAAUAAUCGUCAUGGCAAUCGCAACUGUAGCUGCUCUCUUCUUCCUCUCUCGCCACUCCAUCUCUCUGGUUCCCUCUGUUUUCGUUCCUCUUACAUCUCUACAACCCACCGAUUCGGUAUCGGCUGAAACUGAGCUCGCAGAAGAGCUGCUUAGAGGAGUGGCAGACAUAUGCUUCAUUCUAUUUUCCGCGCGUCCCGACGGAGCGUCGGACCUCGCAGCAGCCAAGGAAGCCCUCAGGAAGCAGGGCUCUUUCAAAACUUUCCUCAAGCUACUCAAAGACUCCGGCUUCGAGUCUAUCCUUGCGCGUUACAUUCAGACCCAGCCCGUGACGCUCCUCGUCCCCACCGAUCGCGCGUUCGCGACGCUCCCGCUGCGCGUCAAAUCGCAGCUCUCCGGUUCCAAGCUCAUCAAGCUGCUCGAAUACCACAUGAUCCUGCAGAAGCUUCCCGUCGGCUUCCUCCGCCGCGCACAGCCCGGAGCGCGCUUCCGCACGGUCUACGGCGUGCAGCUAGUUAAGCAGAAGUCGGCUCUUAAGAACACCGUGAUUUUCUCCCCGCCUGGCGCCAACGACGCGACGCAGAUGGCGGUGGUUACCUGGGGAGACAUUGCUGCGGCGAAGCUGAUUCUGCUGUGCGUUCACGGCACUAACGGCGUGCUGCUGCCCCCUAACGUCUUCUUCUAA
Molecule: messenger RNA, 1953 nt
Organism: Closterium sp. Yama58-4
Lineage: Eukaryota; Viridiplantae; Streptophyta; Zygnematophyceae; Desmidiales; Closteriaceae
Source: the annotation of a GenBank genome assembly